Messenger RNA from Anneissia japonica, 4543 nucleotides. RefSeq names its product DNA polymerase nu-like. The record is from RefSeq and is a predicted model, not a curated record. Gene Ontology annotation, molecular function: DNA binding; DNA-directed DNA polymerase activity. The transcript is spliced from 24 exons. Lineage: Eukaryota; Metazoa; Echinodermata; Crinoidea; Comatulida; Comatulidae. Gene Ontology annotation, biological process: DNA-templated DNA replication; double-strand break repair. Bases 59 to 3493 code for a protein of 1144 amino acids.
AACAAUUUGCAUACCGAAUCAUAACUUUUCGUGAAUCAGAAGUUUGCAAAAGCUGAUUAUGUCCCCUGUAUGGACACCAGAACAGAAACCACCUGACCGAACUGCACUAUCUUGUCCUUCACAUGAUGCUCUCAUUGUUUUAAGAGCCCUUAGGGAAGCAUAUAAAAAGAAAAGAGAAGAUACAUACCAGAUCAAGACAGAAGCAGGAAAUAGUAAAUCAAGUGGAAAAUAUUAUGAAACCCUUUAUAAGAAGCAAUUUGGAACUUAUAAUGCGGCUAUCUCUUCGGUGUCCUGUGAUGCUGUACAUGACAGGAACAUGGAUGAUCUUGGUAUAAGAAUAAAGGAAGAACCAAUCAAUGACUGUGAUCCUUCUCAAGGUUUUGUGAAAAAUGUAUGUCGGGAUGGUGGCGAGGUUUACAGUCAAAAUGCAUCAAGACAAAAUAGAUUGGAUUUUGCUGCUGGCACAAUUGCAGGAGGGAAGGCCUCUCUGACAAUGAAUCCAGCCAUGUCAUCCUUAGGAAUGCAUUCUUAUGUGCCAACCUCAGGAAUGAAUUCUUUUGUGCCAACAUCAGGAAUGCAUUUGUAUGUACCAACCACAGGAAUGCAUUCUUUUGUGCCAACCUUGGGAAGUGAUUCAUGUGUGCCAACAAAUUUAGACCUACAAACCUCAGGAAUGAAUGCUUAUGUGCCAACAAGUGGAGAACCUGUAACCUCACAAAUAUGUUCUAGUGUGCCAGCAUGUCCACCACUCUCAAUUUCUGAUGACUCGGACAUUGAACCGUGUAGUGUAUCUAGCGACUCUAAUAGAUUCAACAGAACUACUGUGUCUACAACAUCAAAUAGAAAUAGUUUAGUAUGCCAAGGUGAGAUACAAGAACCUCAGUCUAGUUGUAUUAAUAGUAGUGAACAGUACUUUUCUGCAUCAACAAAUCUACAACAUAAUUUUUCAGAAAACCACUCAAGUUUAAAUUUAGCACCAGGAGUAAAACACCAGGCUAAUAUUAAAGUGUUAGGACAUGGAAACCAUGAGAGAAACCCACUUGGUGGUAGUACACAGACAUUGGCAGGGCUAGAGGAACCCAAGGCUAGGUCAAAGAAAGUAUUUUCAGGUGGAUCACAAAGGCCAGCUUAUAAGACUGGAUUACAUAUGUCAUCAUUGUCAAAGCAUUUAAUGAGAAAUAAGAAUCCAGUGGAAAAAGAAAAAAUACCCAGAACAAGUAGAGACUGUUCAUCUAUUGUAGUCACAUCGAUUAGGCCCAAAGAAAUAGCUUUAAUAAAAAGAACCAAAAGGCCUAGAAGUAUUUAUGAUAGUUUAUCUAGGUCUACUGAAAAAGGUGAAGUUCAGGUAUUUGAUAGAAAAGCUUGUUCAGUUCAAGAUAAAGAGUAUGUAAGGUGCCAUGAUAUUGAGGGAGUCACAAACAACAAGCAAAAAACAAGACACACUCAGAAAGGCUUUCAGGUUCCAGUGAAGAAAUUCAAGGCAGUUGAUCAGCUGACACUCCAUCAGUCAUAUGCCAGGAAACUACCUUCAGUAUAUCCUCCUAAAGAUCUGAUUGAUGUCUUAAAGGCAGAUGAUUCAAGGAGGCAGCAAGUGGCCUGCCAAAUCAAUAAAGCAAAGACAGUGGCUUUAACAUUAGUCUAUUCUGACUGUUCUACACAGCUAAGCGGAGCAGCAACAAAGACCAAGUCUUCAAAAUUACACGCAGAUGAUAAAAGACCUGUUGCUGUCAUCCUGGUUGCCAUGGCAGUGGAGGAAGAAAGUAAACAGCAUGUGUUUGUGCAUGUACCUCUUUACAGCCAUGUUAGCAUUGUGGACGAAUGGAUAAGAAAACUCUUUCAAGAUUUGAUGUCAAAUAGGUCAAUAAGUAAAGUGUGCUUUGGUGCUCAGAAACUGAUGCAUGUUCUGCUUGAACUCUACACAUUUAACUCAAGAGAAGUUUGCAGUAAAUGGCAAGUGGAUGAUCCUAAGUUAGCAGCUUGGCUACUAGAUGCUGACCAUUGCCCACACACCUUCACUGAACUUAGUGAGACCAUCUGCAUACAGCAGGCACCAAGUGAUUCCAAGGGAAGGUAUAAGGUGUGUGAUGAUCUUUUGCACAUGCUGGAAGUGAUGAUACAAUUGAGGAGAAAACUUGAAGAAUCCUGUCUACUACAACUCUACAAGCAGGUAGAGGUCAAGCUUAUACCAAUAUUAGCAGUGAUGGAAACACUUGGUAUUUCCAUUGAUACAAAGUUACUGUUACAGUAUGGAAAGACUCUCCAGGAAAAAAUUAAUGAGGUGGAAAAAGAAGCGAUGGACAUGGUUGGUUAUUCUUUCAACAUCAACAGCAAUCCUCAAUUAAGACAGGUACUGUUUGAUGAGCUGAAAUUAGAUGAGAAGUACAAGCAGUCUAAGGGGAAGGCACUGGCUAGAACUGCAGUCCUGCAGUCUAAAUCUACAUCUGAGUCUGUUCUGUUGAAGCUGAAGCCAUUCCAUGGUCUCCCAAGCCUAAUCUUGGAAUACAGACAGCUAGUAAAAGUGAAGUCAACCUUCAUUGAUGGUAUACUGGAAAAAAUUGAGAAUGGUAUGCUCCAUACAUGCUGGGACCAAACUGCAGCAUCUAGUGGGCGACUUACAUCUACUAAUCCAAAUAUUCAAAAUAUCCCAAAGAAAGUUUUAAUGAAUGCAAUGAAAGAUGAAAGUGCAAUAGAGGGCAGUGUCGUCACCAUCAAGCCAAGAGAAGGAUUCAAAGCCGCAGUGGGUAAAAUGCUCAUAGCUGCAGAUUUUCAGUCCAUAGAGCUCCGUCUACUUGCUCAUUUAUCCCAGGAUGCAUCACUCCUUGCUGUCUUCAAUAACCCAGGCGUAGCUGAUAUAUUUGUUGAGUUGACAACACAUUGGCUAGGUAUUCAAAAGGAGAAUGUGACACCUAUGGACCGGGAUCGUACAAAAAGGAUUGUGUAUUCUGUCUUCUAUGGAGCAGGUACAGAGAGACUUUCAGAAACAUUGUCGGUUACCACAACCCAAGCUAAAGAAUUACGUUCCAGCUUCCUAGCCAAGUUUCCGCAGGUAAAACAGUUCACAGCCGAUUGUAUCAGAAAAUGCUGUAAGCAAGGCUUUGUGGAGACCAUCUUCCAUCGACGUCGAUUGCUGCCAAACAUCAAAUCGGCCAACUUCCAUGACAGAUCGUUUGCUGAGAGGCAAGCUGUUAACUUUGUAGUUCAAGGGUCAGCUGCAGAUAUAUGCAAGAGUGCUAUGAUUGAUGUUGUCAGUGAACUAGCCUCCCGACCAGACUUGAAGACUCAACUCCUUGUGCAGAUACAUGAUGAAUUACUGCUUGAGAGUCCAGAUGAAGAAGUGAACACUGUUACAGAGCUUUUGGAGUCAGUGAUGGAAUGUACAACUCAUUUGUGCAGCUCCUUUACAACCCUCACGGUCCCAAUUCCAGUGUCCAUUACUGUUGGAAAAACAUGGGGUGACAUGGUACCGUGGAGAAAAUACACUACCACCAAGUAGACCAUUCAUGGUAUGGAUAAGAUAUGGUACACCAGCACCGACUAGAUGACACCACUCAUUUGUUACACAUGUUACACCUGUACAAGGGAGUUGCUAUACCGAGUAUAUGACACAACUCAUUGUUACAUAUGGUAUACCAGUACUGAGAUAACACCACUCAUUGUUACAUUUGGUACACCAGCACUAAGUAGAUGACACCACUCAUUGUUGUUAUAUGGUAUGCCAACACCCAUUGUUACAUAUGGUACACCAGCACCACAAGGAUGACAAUACAGUACAUAUUGUUACACAUGGUGCACCAGCACUGAGUGAAUGGCACCACUGAUUAUUGUUACAUAGUACACAAGCACCGAGGGGAUGACACCACUCACUCAUCUAUUCAUAUGGUACACCAGCACCGAGGACACAACUCAUAUAGGUAGUUACACCUCCAUGGUUACACAUGGUACACCAGCAUCAAGUGUAUGACACCACUCGCUGUUACAUAUGGUACUGCAGUACAAACACCACUCAUUGUUACAUAUGGUAAACCAGCACCGAGUUGGUGACACCACUCACUGUUACCUAUGGUACACCAGCACCAAGUGAUGACACCACUCGUCACAUAUGGUACAGCAGUACCGACACCACUCAUUGUUACAUAGGGUAAACCAGCGGCGAGUUGGUGACAUCACUCGCUGUUACAUAUGCUACACCACCACCAAGUGGAUGGCACUCAUAAGAUCAGAGUACAGUAUAUUGGUGUAUGCUGCUCAGUUCAUUUAAAUCUUUCAAAAUAAAUUUGUUUGAGGCAAUUUGUAUUAGUUGAUCAUCUCAUCAUCAUUAUCACUAUCACCGUCUUCAUUAGCCUGCAUGAGUAUUUAAAUAACUAACUUGUUUAGGAUAUGUACCAUCAUCAAUAUCAAUGCAUUAUUGGUACGAUUAUUGUCUCUUUUUACUGUAUAUAUUCAGGGUUGCAAAUAAUCAGCUUUGGCUGGUCGAACCACCCUCACAAGAUAAUACAAGUAAUUAAAUAUUUGCAAUGUUCAAAUAAUUUUAAAACGUUACAAA